Phlebotomus papatasi is the source of this 2994-nucleotide messenger RNA. RefSeq lists its product as uncharacterized. NCBI's taxonomy places the organism in Eukaryota, Metazoa, Arthropoda, Insecta, Diptera, Psychodidae. The record is from RefSeq and is a predicted model, not a curated record. Gene Ontology annotation, biological process: proteolysis. The transcript has a single exon. The annotation marks the transcript as partial. Gene Ontology annotation, molecular function: aspartic-type endopeptidase activity.
AUGGAUUACAGGGGAACAGCACCAAAAUUGCCACCAAUAUCCAUUGAGAAGUUCACCGGUGAUCUCAAGAAGUGGCAAAAUUGGAUCCAGCUAUUUGAAAGCGUCAUAGACAAAAAUCAACGCAUUUCCAACGUGGAAAAAUUACAAUAUUUAAACAAUUAUUUGGAAGGAGAGCCAAAAGAAUUAAUUUCAGAUCUCAAGCUACAAGAAGACAGCUACCAAGAAACAUUGGAUAUUUUGAAGCAAAGAUAUGAUGACCAACGGCAAAUCAUUCUAGCCUACACAGCACUUGUGUUAGAUCAAAAGAAGGUGAAUUUUCGGUCAGCUCAAGAAAUCAUCGAUCUACACAACAAAACACUUCAAUGCUACAAAGGAUUGAAGACUAUGGGUGCACAAACUCUUGAGAUUUUACUCACAGCUCAUAUGCUCCAUAACAUGGAUAAUGAAUCUCUACGCAUUUUUGAACAAUCUUUGAUAAAUCCCAUGAGUAUGCCAUCAAUCAAUGAAGUGUUAACAUUCCUCAAAAAUCGGCACAGAAUAUUGCAAAAGUGCAAUAAUGAAAACAAACCAAAAAAGCAACAACAGAAUGGGGCACAGCCAAAAGACAAUAAGAAAAAUUUUCAUAUCAGCACUAAUAGUGCAUGUGAAAUUUGCAACGCCCCACACAAAAUUUUCAUGUGCAAAAAAUUUAAAGAUCUCACACCACAACAGAGAAAAGAUCAAGUUAAGCAGCACAAAUUAUGUUACAAUUGCUUAUCGUCUCACCAUAGAUAUGAGGAUUGUUCAAGCACAAAAACUUGCAAACAAUGCAAUGGGAAACAUAACACCCUUCUACAUUUCAAUAAGGCAAAAAAAGAGCAGGGAGAAUUACAACCAAGCACCUCAGCUCACCACUCUGAUGUUCAAGAAAACGAACCUGAGCAAGGGGAUAAUAAUCACCAAAAAGAUGUUAUAUCCCUCUAUGUCAAACCGAAACAGAAAAUUCUCCCUACAGCUCUCAUAAAAAUUCGUGCCCACAAUGGACGAUGGGACAUCUUUCGAGCUUUGGUUGAUACAGGCUCAGCUGAAACAUUCAUUUCAGAAGAAGCAGUGCAAAAUCUUGCACUUCCAAGACAAAAAAUCAAUGCACCAAUUCAAGGCAUUGGCCAAGCCAGUGCAGGCAUCUCAAAAUAUUCAGUGGAAUUACAGAUUAAACCACGAUUUCCCUCAAAUAUCGCAUUACAUGAGAGAGCCUUAGUGCUGCCCAAACUCACGGGCAUGAUGCCAUCAAGAUCAAUUAGUGCAACAGCAACUAAACACAUCAACAACAAUAUGAUUCUAGCAGAUCCAACAUUUAACAUUCCUGGGCCAAUAGAUCUCAUCCUUGGAAUAAAUCUUUAUUCAAAAAUCAUAAAGGCAGAGAUUCACAAAUAUGACAAAGACGAUAUCAUUGCACAGGAAACAAACAUUGGUUGGAUCAUAUUCGGAGAAGCUCCAGCGAGCACACCAUCAAGAAACAAUAUCAUCAGUCUCAUCUCAAUGCAAGAAAUUGAUGAUAACCUCCGACGUUUCUGGGAUAUGGAAACAAACAAGGAAGAAGAUAUCACGCCAAACGAAGAUUGCGAAAAACAAUUCAAACAACAUGUUCAUCGUGAUGAGUCAGGAAGAUUUACAGUUUCACUACCAUUCAGAAAAUCUCCCACAAUGCUAGGAAAUUCGAAGGACAGAGCAAUGUCCAGAUUUUUUAGCGUUGAAAGACGCAUGGAAAAGGAUGAAAUUCUGAACGAAGAAUAUCACAAAUUCAUGAAGGAAUACAUUGAGCUUGGCCAUAUGUCCGAAGCUAAUGACAACAAAGGCCAAUACUAUCUUCCACACCACGCUGUUUUUAAACCCUCCAGUACAACAACCAAAACAAGGGUUGUUUUCGAUGCCUCCUGCAAGACAUCAACAGGUGUUUCUUUAAAUGACGUGUUGCACACAGGCAGCAAAUUACAAUCAGACUUGACUCAUAUCGUCAUGAGAUGGAGAAAACACGAAUUUGUCAUAAUGGGAGACAUCGAAAAAAUGUUUCGUCAGAUACUAGUGCGAGAAGAAGAUAGGAACUUUCAGCGAAUCCUCUGGAGAGAGGACAAGAACAUGCCUGUAAAAGAAUACACCCUCAACACAGUGACUUACGGAACAGGACCGGCAACCUAUCUCUCAGUACGAUGUCUACAAGAGCUCGCAAAUCAGGAAGAACUCAAUUUCCCCAAAGCUUCAAAAACACUACGAGAAGACUUCUACGUAGAUGAUCUGAUGACUGGUGCUAAAACUAUUAAUGAAGCUCGCCAAUUGCAAAAAGACCUGAUCAACCUUCUUGCGAAAGGAGGCUUCAACCUGAGAAAAUGGGUAUCAAACACAGCAGAACUCACGGCACAUCUCCAACCAGAUCAAAGAGCAAUUCCUGAAAACAUCCAAAUUGGUACUGACGAGCAUAUCAAAGCACUGGGAAUAGAAUGGAAUCAACGAACAGACGAAUUCACGUUCAGUCUCAAUCCACGUGAUUACCAUGGAAUUACGAAAAGGCAACUCUUAUCAAGCAUUGCAUCAAUCUUCGACCCCAUCGGUUGGCUAGCACCGAUCACAGUUCGAGCAAAGAUCCUCAUGCAAGAACUCUGGAAUCAGGAGCUAAAUUGGGAUGACCCCACACCAUCAGACACACAAAAAGAAUGGUCAUCACUCAUGAUAGAGCUCCGACAGUUGGAUUCAGUGAGAAUACCCAGAUGGAUACACACUAACAACACUACACAACUGCAUGGAUUCUGUGACGCGUCACAAAAAGCAUACGCAGCAGUAGUCUACACAAGAUCAGUCGAUGAACAAGGACGCGUUCAUAUACAUCUUAUUGCAGCCAAAACAAAGAUGGCUCCACUCAAAAACAAGGUAACAUUACCAAGAUUGGAACUAAAUGCAGCAGUCUUGCUAGCAAACCUCCUGCACAAUGCACUGGAAGCACUGCAAAUCAAUAAACCUGAA